This is a messenger RNA of Tauraco erythrolophus (red-crested turaco), 487 nucleotides long. The record is from RefSeq and is a predicted model, not a curated record. NCBI's taxonomy places the organism in Eukaryota, Metazoa, Chordata, Aves, Musophagiformes, Musophagidae.
GUUCCUGAGGAGCAACUACACGGUGGAAGUACGUCUCAACGACUACCUGGACAUCAUCUGCCCGCACUACGAGGAGGGGAGCGUGGACCCCCGCACCAUGGAGCGUUACACCCUCUACCUGGUGGAGCCCGAGGAGUACCGGGCCUGCAAACCCCGUUCCAAGGAGCAGAUCCGCUGGGAAUGUGACAAGCCCAGUGCCCUCCAUGGCCCCGAGAAGUUCUCGGAGAAGUUCCAGCGCUUCACCCCCUUCACGCUGGGCAAAGAAUUCAAGGAGGGGCACAGCUACUACUACAUCUCCAAGCCCAUUCACCACCACGGUGAAGCGUGCCUGAAGCUGAAGGUGACAGUCGCUGGCAAAGGCACUCAGGCACCCCCUGUCCCUGCCCCUACCCAGAAAGGGAGGAUCCAGGCAGAUGACGCGGCCGCGCACGUGCUGAGGAGCGUGGGGCAGAACUCGGCGAUGCGGGGCAGCAGCCCCUUCACCUUC